Molecule: messenger RNA, 1403 nt
Organism: Macrobrachium nipponense
Lineage: Eukaryota; Metazoa; Arthropoda; Malacostraca; Decapoda; Palaemonidae
Gene: mTerf3
Product: transcription termination factor 3, mitochondrial-like
Exons: 7
Coding region: 152-1258 (368 amino acids)
Biological process (GO): mitochondrial transcription; mitochondrial ribosome assembly; regulation of DNA-templated transcription
Cellular component (GO): mitochondrion
Molecular function (GO): double-stranded DNA binding
Source: RefSeq, a predicted model, not a curated record
GCGAAACAAGGUAGAGUCAAUGAGCUGUUAUAAAGUCAACGCCUUACUAUUACUACUACUCUGCCACACAUCUGGUUAAACUGUUUCCAUGGUUUAUGUCGUACUGCUGCCUACCCCAUACCUACUAGAUAGUCAUAAAUGAAGAUCCACAAUGACCUUUAUAUUAAGAAGAGGGGGUUCUCUUCUAAGAUCUUCAUUGAUACAGAGACCUGCUGUAACUGCCCUACUGAGAAACUCUUCAGGAGACGCAGCCAUUGAUCAACAUCGGGAAAAAGCAUUGAUUUUAGAAAGUCCAUUAGUUGACGCAUCCCUUGAUUGCCAUCCAAAGAGUGAAGAGAUUUAUGAUGCAGUUGCACCUAUUAAGAAGAAAAAUAAUGCCCUUUCAAUUGCCAAGGAAGACGAGUUAAUUGAUGUUGCGCCUGAGAUACGUCCAACUUUCAACUUAGCCGCAUAUGCAAAUAAGUCACAUACACUGCAGCAAAUGGUAAAACUUGGUGUCAAUUUGACCAGGUGGGAAAGGGACCAAGAAUUCAGCACAUACAUUCUUAAACAGGAUUUCGAAGACUUGAAGCAGCAUAUAAUAUUUCUUAAUGACGUGGGUGUGGUUGCUGACGACUUGGGACGAUGGCUGAGUCUUAAUCCUCAUAUAUUUAGAGAAAGUAUUGACGAUCUACAAGUACGAAUCAAUUACCUCAUUUCAAAAAAGUUUGAAGAGUCACAGAUCUCAAGAAUAGUAAUACGUAACCCAAAAUGGCUCUUGUACAGUACUGUAGAAAUUGAUAGCAAAUUGGGAUAUUUUCAACGAACGUUUAAGCUGAGUAACACUGAAGUAAGACUUCUUGCCACUAAACAACCUAAGUUGAUCACCCAUGACUUGGAACUCAUCAAGAAGAGAAAUUUCUCUGUCCUAGAGGAGAUGGGUUUUUCAGCUGAUGAAAUGAAGAGUUUAUUACUCAGUAAACCGAAGUUGUGGAUGUUGCAUGGUGUAUCUCUUAUGCGUCGCUUUGAUUACAUCCACAAUCAAAUCGGUUUCACUCAUACGCAGUUAGUCGAUUUCCCUAAAGUAUUAAUGUCUAGAGAUUUUAGGAUUAAGGAACGUCAUAAAUAUUUGAAAUUAAUUGGCAGAGAUCAGUUUGAUCCUUCGAAACCAAAUUAUGUUUCUCCUGAUUCAUUGGUAGCUGGGGAUGAUGCUGAAUUCUGUACUAAUGUGGCAAAAACUCCAGUUAAAGAUUUUAAUAACUUUUUGAAAACUAUGUGAUUUUUGUAAUAUUUCAAGUAGUCCAUGAUAGGUAUAAUUUUCCAAACAUAAAUUACUUCUUAUACAAAACAAAACUUUUUGUAUGUAUAUGAAUUGACAGUUAUGUUGUUGGUAUAUAAUAAAAACAAAUAUUUAACAAACAAUA